Alnus glutinosa is the source of this 3468-nucleotide messenger RNA. RefSeq names its product kinesin-like protein KIN-14I. Gene Ontology annotation, biological process: microtubule-based movement. Gene Ontology annotation, molecular function: microtubule motor activity; microtubule binding; ATP binding. The coding region runs from base 241 to 3297 and encodes 1018 amino acids. The record is from RefSeq and is a predicted model, not a curated record. Lineage: Eukaryota; Viridiplantae; Streptophyta; Magnoliopsida; Fagales; Betulaceae. The transcript has 19 exons.
GAAAGAGAGAAAGAGAAAGCAAAAGGUCAUGGAGAAUGUGACUCUCGCUGUGUAUGUGAUGAAUUGGUAACAAAGAAACCUCAAACAAACACCACCAACAACAAGCAUCAUAUCUCAUCAUCAAAGAAAUAAACCAACCACAACUCCUCCAGAUCUUCUACUUCUUCAUCUUCGAAGAUCAUAUCGUAUCAUAUAGUUAAUGCUACUGAGUUUUGUUUGAGCUAAGCGAAAUAGAUUCUGAUGAGUUCGAUGGCGUCGACGUCGGAGGGGGCAUUGUCGUUCUCGGUGGCGGAGGUGGUGGAGGACGUGCUCCAACAGCACGGGAGUCGCGUCAGAGGUCUUGAUCUCGAGUCUAGAAAAGCUGAGGAAGCCGCGUCGAGGAGGAGCGAAGCGGCGGGGUGGCUGAGGAAGAUGGUGGGAGUAGUGGGGGCGAAGGAUUUACCGGAAGAGCCUUCGGAGGAGGAGUUCAGGCUGGGAUUGAGAAGUGGGAUCAUUCUCUGCAAUGUGCUCAACAAGGUUCACUCUGGAGCUGUGCCCAAGGUGGUGGAAAGUCCAUGUGAUUCUGCUCUGGUUCCUGAUGGGGCCGCAUUGUCCGCAUUUCAGUACUUUGAGAAUGUGAGGAAUUUCCUGGUGGCUGUGCAGGAAAUGGGAAUUCCUACUUUUGAGGCGUCUGAUCUGGAACAAGGAGGGAAAUCUGGAAGGGUUGUAAAUUGUGUUCUGGCGCUCAAGUCCUACAGUGAAUGGAAACAGACCGGGGGAAAUGGGGUAUGGAAAUUUGGUGGAAAUGUGAAGCCAACUGUGACAGCGAAAUCUUUCGUGAGGAAAAAUUUGGAGCCCUUCACGAAUUCCUUGGCAAGGAGCUCCUCAACGAGUGAAAAAUCUUUGAAUGUGCUGUCCUCCGACAUUGAGUUUAAUAAAAUGCCUACUAAUGGUUCCUUGAGUAUGCUUGUUCGUGCGGUUCUAUUAGAUAAGAAGCCUGAAGAAGUUCCGAUGUUGGUUGAAUCUGUGCUAAGUAAGGUUGUGGAGGAGUUUGAGCAUCGCAUUUCAAGCCAAUUUGAGCAGAUGAAAACAACUCCAAAAGAUAUGGCUGUUUCUCAUGGCAACAAAUCGCUGUUGAAAUUUACUUCUGUUGAUAAAAAGACUGAAGCCAAAAAUGAGAAAGUGAUAAAGAAAGAGGAAUUUGUCCCAAAAACCUACAUUUCUGACGAGAAAUCAAAAAGUCAACUCCUGAAACAGAAAAUGGCCUUCGAUCAACAACAAGGAGAUAUUCAAGAACUAAAGCAUACUCUUCACGCUACAAAAGCCGGUAUGCAGUUUAUGCAAAUGAAGUUUCACGAGGAGUUCCACAAUCUGGGUAUGCACAUUCAUGGCAUAGCUCAUGCUGCUUCUGGGUAUCAUAGAGUUCUUGAGGAAAAUCGCAAGCUAUACAAUCAAGUGCAAGAUCUCAAGGGAAGCAUUAGGGUUUACUGUCGAGUGAGACCUUUCUUGUCUGGGCAAUCAAAUCAUUUCAGCACCGUGGAUUAUAUAGAAGAUGGAAGUAUCACUAUCAGUACUCCAUCGAAGCAUGGAAAAGGCCAGAGGCCUUUUAGCUUCAACAAGGUCUUUGGGCCAUCUGCAUCUCAAGCGGAGGUCUUCUCUGAUAUGCAGCCUUUGAUUCGGUCUGUUCUUGAUGGUUUCAAUGUUUGCAUAUUUGCAUAUGGUCAAACGGGAUCUGGAAAAACAUAUACCAUGUCUGGGCCCAGAGAGCUUACAGAGAAAAGCCAAGGAGUAAAUUAUCGGGCUUUGGGCGAUUUGUUUCAUAUAGCAAAUCAAAGAAAGGACACUUUCUGCUAUGAUGUUUCUGUUCAGAUGAUUGAGAUCUAUAAUGAGCAAGUUAGGGACCUCCUUAUCACUGAUGGAACUAACAAAAGAUUAGAAAUUCGUAAUAGUUCUCAUAGUGGACUUAGUGUACCAGAUGCAAACCUUGUACCAGUGUCAUCAACGUCUGAUGUUAUUGAUCUGAUGAACCUUGGACAAAGGAAUCGUGCAGUAGGUGCAACAGCCCUAAAUGACCGUAGUAGCCGCUCUCAUAGUUGUUUGACUGUUCAUAUCCAAGGAAGAGACUUGACUUCUGGAACUAUUCUUCGUGGCUGUAUGCAUCUGGUUGAUCUGGCAGGAAGUGAGAGGGUAAACAAAUCUGAGGUGACAGGAGAUAGACUGAAAGAAGCACAGCAUAUUAACAAAUCUCUGUCAGCUUUGGGUGAUGUGAUAGCUUCCCUUGCCCAAAAGAAUCCGCAUGUUCCAUAUAGAAAUAGCAAACUCACACAACUGCUCCAAGAUUCACUUGGAGGGCAGGCCAAAACGCUGAUGUUUGUUCAUAUCAGCCCUGAGCCUGAUGCUGUUGGAGAAACAAUCAGUACACUUAAAUUUGCAGAGAGAGUUGCCACCGUUGAACUUGGAGCUGCCAGAGUAAACAAAGAUAGCACAGAUGUCAAGGAGCUCAAAGAACAGAUUGCCAGUCUUAAAGUUGCAUUGGCAAGGAAAGAGGGGGAACCGGAGAGCACACCAAAUUCUAUAUCUGGAAGCUCUGGAAAAUACAGGACGAAAGCUAGUGAGAUAUCACCUUUUCAAUCUAAAAAGCCGGAUUCGGGUUUUUUGGGAGAUCACAAUAGCUGCCGGCAACCAAUGGGUGAUGUAGGCAAUAUAGAGCUCCAUAGCAAUUCUGCCCUGAGGCGAAAGACGCAAAGUUUUGAUCUUGACGAGCUAUUAGCAAAUUCACCUCCCUGGCCUCCGGUGAAGAGUCAUGGCCAGAAUUACGGGGAGGAUGAGAGAGAAAUGGGCUCCGGCGAGUGGGUUGAUAAGGUCAUGGUAAACAAGCAUGAUGUAAGCAGAGUUGAGAACCCUUUAGGAAGUUGGACAGCGGAUAAUGGGGACUUGGCUGAUGUAUUUUACCAGAAAUAUCUCCCAGACUCCUCUAAAAUUUACCAAGAUCAAUCCUAUAAUAUGUUUAUGGGAAGCAACCAGUUUAACAUUGCUAGUACUGAUGAAACGGAUGAUCUUGAUGCUGCCACCAGCGAUUCUUCGGAGCCAGAUUUGCUUUGGCAAUUCAAUCAUACAAAACUAACUGGCAUGGCCAAUGGACUAGGGGCAAAAACCAGGAAAACCAAUCCAAAGUCAGCAAAGAGCCCAGAACUAAGCAAGAAUGCCAAUGCUUCUCUAGGCCCUUCACCUUCAAGGAAACUACCAAAUGGUCUGCAGCGGAAUGGGAGGCAGCCGGCUCCAACGGAUAUGAAACGCAAGGCUGUGAAUAGAAAAUAGAAAUGUACUUAGACACGUUAAAUGGGUGAUUUUUACGAUUUUUUUUUUUUUUUUUCCUUUUCUUUGAAUUCGUUGGAGAGGGAGAGAAGCUUUACUAUAUUCUUCAUUUUCAAUUUUUUGUUGUAAUCUUAUAUAUAGUUGAAUGCAGCAAUAAUUCCAGUUGCUUGUAAA